UGGAGGGCGCCCGGCGUUGGGUCUGGGCAUGGCUGUUUUUCAGAAGUGGUGUCGAGGACAAGUGCGAGCAAGGCCGAGAGACAUCUGCCGUUUGCUCGUUCAUUUAAAGUCGACGGUCUCCCCUCCUGCUGUCGUGGCACCGCCGUUUCGUGUUAAUAGAGUUUCCCAUUCUUCAGUGACUGUCAACUAUCUGAAGGGCUUUUUGGGCAGACUACUUCUCAGCCUCUUCCAUCUGACCCUGUAAACAGAGCUUCCUUCCUAUCCCAGCUGUACCCAAUCCGUCUCGACACAAUGGCCGCCGGUCUGCUCACCAAGGGACCUCCCGUGGAGGCAAAAUGGGUGUUCUUCGUCAGAAUCGCCGUCAUUGCCUUGUCCGUCCUCGUCCUGGCCCUUACAGCCUGGUCCAUGCAUGUCCAUGUGACGCCUCUGGACAAGAUAGUCGGCACCUCGUCCAGCACCACCAGCAGCUCCUGCAAGUCCUACUACUGCCGGAGGUCUCUCGAGCCCAGACAGUACAGCUACUACUACACCGCCAGCGCUACUUCUGCUCCAGGCAUGAUGCUUUUCUCGUCCAUCUGGACGCUCCUUACCUUCGCCGUCACCUUGGGCGUUGAGAGGUCGGCGCCGCAGUCCUUCUUCCGCAUCUGCGUCUUCAUCGCCUACAUCCUCAGCGCCAUCUUCAUGCUUUCCGGCUGGGCAUACAUGGCAUCCGCCGCCGCCGCCUACGCUCCCCUGGCGGACCUGUAUCGCCAGUCGAGGAUUACCUCCCUCGACAACUACCUGACCCAGCUGGUGGCAUCUACUGCUGCGUCCGCCGGACUCGGCGCUGUUCUUUGGGUCCUGGUCAUCAUCGCCACCGUCAUGUUCGCCAUCAACUCUCUGCACACCGAGGGUGCCCCCAUGAGCACUGGCGGCACCGAGAUGCACGCUGUCGCCGCGCAGCCGCAAAAGGGGGGCGAGGUCGCCGUCGAGACCCACCAGGCCCCGGCCCCCGUCUACCAGACCCACGCGGCGCCGGCGCAGCAGCAGAUGUACGCGCCCCAGCAGCCGGGCUACGUCCAGCAGCAGCAGGUCUAUCCUCAGCAGACCCAGCAGACCCAGCAACCCUACGUGCAGCAGUAAUGGUCUCGUCCACGGGUGUGAGGCCGGGCUGUGUACGGGAUUACGGUAUUCUCAAGGGGUGUAGCAUUGCUUUUUUUCGUGAAUGUGGCAUGGAAGUGGUGGUGUUUAGUUCAAGGCCCAUCUCGCUGUUGCCUGGCUCUUGAUGGAGGCCUGGAGUUUUCUGAUUGAUGAUUGUAGCUUUGUUAUUGUUAUACUUGUAGCUAAUACCACAU
This is a messenger RNA of Gaeumannomyces tritici R3-111a-1, 1334 nucleotides long. RefSeq lists its product as hypothetical. NCBI's taxonomy places the organism in Eukaryota, Fungi, Ascomycota, Sordariomycetes, Magnaporthales, Magnaporthaceae. Bases 292 to 1122 code for a protein of 276 amino acids. The record is from RefSeq and is a predicted model, not a curated record. The transcript has 3 exons.